AUGUCCCGCUCAUCUGGGACCAUCGGCCCCCGCGGAGACGCUCGGGCUUUGGGACGCGUCACCGGCCCGUUGCAUCACGCGCCGGUGGGGUGGGGGGCGUGGGCGUCUCCAAUCCGGACCCGCGCAGGACGGACGGCCAAUUGGCACCGAAGGACCAAACCGGCUCGCACCGACCCUCCCUUUCCAGCCAAGCUGGUGAUGACGAUGAAUUCCUCGAAUUUCCCGGUCAAAGAUCCGGGAUCGAAAUGUUUGACUGCUCGUGUUCUUCGAUGGUGCGUAGGCCCUACCUUCAAAGCUGCAGAGCCCAAGGCGGCUGGAUCGUGGCAAUUCCAUGGGGCCAAGCGGUUGGGUGUGGUGAAUCUGGACUCCAGGUGCUUUGGAGGGCCCAGCUGCGAAGACUUGGGAGAGAAGUCGCCUGCAUUGACGGCCACUGGAGAUCUUGGCUUCCUCUCCACGAACGACUUGGAUCUUAUCGCCAGAGGCCCCAGCUGUGCCCCAGAGAAUAAACCCAAGAGAGCUCUGACCGUGCGGCUUCACCGUGAGGCGAUAGCGGGGCUCGAACUGAAGGAGCGGCCCGCCCCUUUGAGCGAAGCCAGCGGCGCAGGCCGCGUGGAGUUCGACUGGGCGCCCCAGAGCGCCAAGAAGGCGCAGGCUGAGGCCUCUGAAGCAGGCAGCUCUGGUGGGUGGGCGACCGUUGGCCGCCGCGGCCGGAGGCCUCGCGACGAAGCGGACGUGCCAGUUCCGGCAGAAGCGGGGCCGAAGGCGGCAGAGCCAGAGGUGCAGCUUGCGGAGACGGGAGCUCUCCCACUGGACGCGGCUCAGACCCUUGGCUCCGGGGGACCCUUCCGGGCGCAGGGACCCUUCGAGGCCACGAGGACUGGAGAGAGGACAGCAGAGGAUGAGAGGUGCGACCCGGAAGUCCAGCUCCAGGCGGAUGACCCCGAGGAGGCGGACGACGGUGAGGACCGAGCCACGGGGUGGUCCGGCUCGGACAGCGAGGAUGGAAGCAGCGCUGGCGAGUGGGUCACGGAGGAGGGAAUCCAACCGGACGCGGACGUGCGCGUGACUUGUGCCACGGCGGACUACUCGGUGCAGAAUGUGCCCCGGGAUGGCAGAUGCGAGGAAGAUGCGGAGAGGCAGGUGCCAUGGCACCUCUUGGCCGAGAGCCGGCUUUAUCAGCCUCAGUGGUCCACCUGGCUGAAAUGGCUCGACACCGCCCGGGUCGACCGCUGCGUGGAGGUGCCUCCUCUACAGCUCCAUGCCCUUCGGCUCCGCUACGGCGGCGCCGGCAUCCACCAUGCGGACAUGCACGCGGGCGCGUGGCCGCCGCUGGCGUCGGUGUCGACGCAGAACGAGGCGACGCUGGCGACGCGCUGCGGGGUGAUGGCGCUAGCCUUUGGACUUGGUUCGCUGCAGGAUGAGCUGCAUGGUUUGGAGGACGAGGAGCAACUGCUCGCCUUGGUUCCGCGCUUCCUACGGCACUUCCUGCUCCGUGCCGCCCUGGCGACGUCUCCGUCUUCCCCGUCCGAGCUGUGGGAGCUGCUGCGGCGGGCGGAGGAGGUGGUGCUCGGCACCUGGCGCUCCCGCCUGCGCGAAAGCCGCACCGAAAGCCGCGUGGCGUGCGACGUGUGUUGCAGCGACGCCUCGUGUCCCUUUGCGGGCGAAGGCUUGUGCCCCGCGGACACUCAAUUUGAUGCGAAUCAAGACCUUCGAGACUUGACGUUAUCGCAGCCUGCAGAUGCUGCAGUCUUUGUGCUCAGCAUGGCGUCAAAAGUUUUUUUUCCAGAAGGAGAUCAGCUUUGGUCCCGCGCAGAGCUCGCCUUGGACCAACUGGAGCAGGAGAGCGAUGCUCCACAUGAUCUCAACCUGCCAGAUCCAGAAUCAGAAGCCCGAGCUGACAAGGAUGCAGCAGAUGGUAGGACUGCCUUCCGGAAUGUGGUCCGAAAGUGGUCCUUCCAGGUCUUGAAAUCCUUGAGAUUGGCUUUGAGCUUGAUGAUCUACCUCGGGGCGCCCAGCGUCGGGCGCCGGAACCAGGGCGAACGCACGUUCCACGCCAUGGAGAGUGGGAGAAGCCGCUCACGCACACGUGAAGGCAGGUGCCCCCGAGACGAGGUUCCAAAGUGGACCAUCAACGUCUCUUUGCCCAGUGGUUCCUCAAUGCGUUGCUCCAAGUCAUGCAGUUGCAAAGUCUGGGAGCUGAAGGCUGCUGCGAAAGAAUUCUUUAGAUGCCCUUUUUUGCUCAUGAUCUCGGCUGAUGGGCAGCUUCUAGACGGAAGACAAACUCUGGAAGAAGCACACCUUCAUCAUGGAGAUCACUUAACAGCCGUCAUCCAAGCACCCAAGAUGGCCGCGACAUAUGGUGCUUUUGCAUUGUGGUGCUGUGGAGGUGGCACAGUUACAUGGGGUGAUGCGGAAUGUGGAGGUGACUGUAGCAGUGUCCAAGAUCAGCUGAAACACGUUCAAGACAUCUAUGCUUCAGUAUGCGCCUUUGCUGCUAUCACUGCUGAUGGAUCCGUUGUCACUUGGGGUCAUCCAGAUGCAGGUGGCGACAGCAGCUUGGUCCGAGAUCAGCUGACAAACGUGCAGCACAUCCAGGCGUCGCAGCGCGCCUUCGCGGCGCUGCGCGCGGAUCGUUCCGUGGUCACCUGGGGGAAUCCCACCGCGGGCGGCGACAGCAGCGGCGUGCGGUCCCAGCUGCACGGCGUGCGCGAGCUGCGAGCGUCCGCGGGUGCCUUCGCAGCCGUCUUAUCGGAUCGAUCGGUGGUGACAUGGGGAGACCCGGAACGCGGAGGCGACAGCAGCGCGGUGCGAGAGCAGCUGCAAACGGUGCAGCAGAUUCAAGCAUCCAGCAGCGCCUUCGCAGCCGUUUUGGCGGAUGAAUCAGUGGUCACCUGGGGAAAGGCAGAGGAUGGAGGUGACAGCAGCCGAGUCCGCGAUGAGCUGAAGCAUGUCCAAACGAUCAAGUCUUCAGCCUGUGCCUUUGCCGCCAUCUUGGCUGAUAGAUCUGUGGUCACAUGGGGCAAUCGAGAGUAUGGAGGUGACAGCAGCGAAAUCCAGGAUCAGCUGAAAGACGUGCAAGAGAUUCAAGCCUCCGAGUGUGCGUUCGCAGCCAUCCGAUCUGAUGGAUCUGUGGUGACCUGGGGGGAUCCAGACUUUGGGGGCGACUGCAGUUUGGUCCAAGAUCAGCUGAAGAAUGUGCAAAAGAUCCAAGCUUCACACUUUGCCUUCUGCGCCCUCUUGAAGAAUGGUGGGGCUGUGACCUGGGGCGAUGCGCACGCCGGAGGAGACAGUUGGAUGCUUCAAGAUCAGCUCCAUGAUGUACAGCACAUCCACGCCUCGCACUAUGCCUUUGCAGCCGUCUUGGCGGAUGGGAGUUUAGUGACCUGGGGUGCUUCUCAUGCUGGAGGUGACAUGCCUCGAGCAAAGCGAGAGGAACUUCAAGUGUUGUGA
Molecule: messenger RNA, 3450 nt
Organism: Durusdinium trenchii
Lineage: Eukaryota; Dinophyceae; Suessiales; Symbiodiniaceae
Source: the annotation of a GenBank genome assembly